GAGGAGAAUGAGAGGGGGAGGAGAGAGAUAGAGGCAGAGAUAGAGGACGGAGAGAGGAGAGGGGAGCGGGAGAGACAGAGAGAGGAGGAAGAGAGGGAGAAGGAGGGACGCGGGAGAUUUUUCUUGACUGCCCCCUUUCCUUCAAACAUUUUAUAGGCUUCGGGGAGAGAGGGAGGAGGAGAGAGGGAAGAAAAAGGGCGAGAGCGCGGGGGGUAGAGCGCGCGCGCCUUUCCCUGCGAGCCCCGGAGCCGCGGGAGUCCGCUCGUGUCCCAGGCUGGGCCAGGAGGGCGCCGAGGCUCCGACCGCCGCCCCGCGCCCGCGCCGCGCACUCCCCUCCGCGAGCCGGGCGGCCGAGCGUGUCUCCGCGCCGGGGCCGACGCCUGCGCUCCGGGCCGGCCGCUCCGUCUCCAGCGCGAUGUGGCCGCGCCUGGCCUUUUGCUGCUGGGGUCUGGCGCUCGUUUCGGGCUGGGCGACCUUUCAGCAGAUGUCCCCGUCGCGCAAUUUCAGCUUCCGCCUCUUCCCCGAGACCGCGCCCGGAGCCCCGGGGCGGCUGCCCGCGCCGCCCGCGCCGCCCGCGCCGCCCGCGCCCGGCGAGGACGCGGCGGAGAGCAAAGUGGAGCGGCUGGGCCAGGCGUUCCGGCGGCGCGUGCGGCUGCUGCGCGAGCUCAGCGAGCGCCUGGAGCUCGUCUUCCUGGUGGACGAGUCGUCCAGCGUGGGCCAAGCCAACUUCCUCAGCGAGCUCAAGUUCGUCCGCAAGCUGCUGUCCGACUUCCCCGUGGUGCCCACGGCCACGCGCGUGGCCAUCGUGACCUUCUCGUCCAAGAACAACGUGGUGCCGCGCGUCGAUUACAUCUCCCACCGCCGCGCGCACCAGCACAAGUGCGCGCUGCUCAGCCGCGAGAUCCCGGCCAUCACCUACCGCGGCGGCGGCACCUACACCAAGGGCGCCUUCCAGCAAGCCGCGCAAAUUCUUCAUCACUCUAGAGAAAACUCAACAAAAGUUAUAUUCCUCAUUACUGACGGAUAUUCCAAUGGGGGAGAUCCCAGGCCAGUUGCAGCAUCUCUGCGAGAUUUUGGAGUGGAGAUCUUCACGUUUGGCAUAUGGCAAGGGAACAUUCGAGAACUGAAUGACAUGGCUUCCACCCCAAAGGAGGAGCACUGCUACCUGCUCCACAGUUUUGAAGAAUUCGAGGCUUUAGCUCGCCGGGCAUUGCAUGAAGAUCUGCCUUCUGGGAGUUUUAUUCAAGAGGAUAUGUCCCAUUGCUCAUAUCUGUGUGAGGCUGGCCAAGAGUGCUGUGACCGCAUGGCAAGCUGCAAAUGUGGGACACACACGGGCCAGUUUGAGUGCGUCUGUGAAAAGGGCUAUUAUGGGAAAGGGCUGCAGUAUGAAUGCACAGCUUGCCCAUCUGGGACGUACAAGCCAGAAGGUUCUCCAGGAGGAAUCGGCACUUGCCUUCCGUGUCCUGAUGAAAAUCACACCUCUCCACCUGGAAGUACGUCCCCAGAAGACUGUGUCUGCAAGGAGGGAUAUCGGGCAUCUGGCCAGACCUGUGAAGUUGUCCACUGCCCUGCCUUGAGGCCUCCUGAAAACGGUUACUUUAUCCAGAACACUUGUAACAACCACUUCAAUGCAGCCUGUGGGGUCCGAUGUCACCCUGGAUUUGACCUCGUGGGAAGCAGCAUCCUCUUGUGUCUACCCAAUGGUUUGUGGUCCGGUUCAGAGAGCUCCUGCAGAGUACGGACAUGUCCUCAUCUCCACCAGCCCAAACAUGGCCGCAUCAGCUGUUCCAUGGGGGAAAUGUCCUACAAGACAGUGUGUUUGGUUACCUGUGAUGAAGGGUACACACUAGAAGGAAGUGCUAAGCUUACCUGUCAAGCAAACGCCCAGUGGGAUGGCCUAGAACCCCAGUGUGUGGAGCGCCAUUGCUCCACCUUUCAGAAGCCCAGAGGUGUCAUUGCCUCCCCGCCCAGCUGUGGCAAGCAGCCCGCCAGACCUGGGACGAUUUGUCAACUCAGCUGCCACCGAGGAUUCAUUUUAUCAGGCGUCAGAGAAGAAGUGAGAUGCACCACCUCUGGAAAGUGGAGUGCCAAAGUUCAGACAGCUGUGUGUAAAGAUGUGGAGCCUCCUCAAAUCAGCUGUCCUAAGGACAUAGAGGCUAAGACUCUGGAACAGCAAGACUCCGCUAAUAUCACCUGGCAAAUCCCAACAGCUAGAGACAACUCUGGGGAAAAGGUAUCAAUCCAUGUUCAUCCAGCUUUCACCCCACCUUACCUUUUCCCGAUUGGAGAUGUUGCUAUCACAUAUACAGCAGUUGACCUCUCCAGCAACCAAGCCAGCUGCACUUUCCAUGUCAAGGUUAUUGAUGUAGAACCACCUAGCAUAGACUGGUGCAGAUCCCCACCUCCGAUUCAAGUCUCAGAGAAGGAGUAUCCUGCAACGUGGGAUGAGCCUCAGUUCUCAGACAACUCAGGGGCCGUAUUGUUCAUCACCAGGAGCCAUUCACCAGGAGACCUUCUCCCUCACGGGGAGACUAUAGUACGGUAUACAGCCACUGAUCCCUCGGGCAAUAACAGAAGCUGUGACAUCCACAUUGUCAUAAAAGCUUCUCCCUGUGAAGUUCCAUUUACACCUGUGAAUGGGGAUUUUAUAUGCACUCAAGAUAGUGCUGGAGUUAACUGCACAUUAAGUUGCUCGGAGGGCUAUGAUUUCACAGAAGGGUCUACUGAGAAGUAUUACUGUGCUUAUGAAGAUGGAAUCUGGAAGCCACCAUACUCCACUGAAUGGCCAGACUGUGCUAUAAAACGUUUUGCAAAUCAUGGGUUCAAAUCCUUUGAGAUGCUGUACAAAGCAACUCGUUGUGAUGAUACAGAUCUGUUAAAGAAGUUUUCUGAAGCAUUUGAGACUACCCUGGGGAAAAUGGUCCCAUCAUUUUGUAGUGAUGCUGAGGACAUUGAUUGCAGAUUAGAGGACCUGACCAAAAAAUAUUGCCUCGAAUACAAUUAUGACUAUGAAAAUGGCUUUGCAAUUGGACCUGGUGGUUGGGGUGCAGCUAAUAGGCUGGAUUACUCUUACGAUGAUUUCUUGGACUCCAUGCAAGAAACACCCACAGGUGUCGGCAAAGCCAGAUCUUCACGAAUUAGAAGAAGUGCCCCAUUAUCUAACCACAAAAUUAAGUUAAUUUUUAACAUCACAGCUAGUGUGCUAUUACCCGAUGAAAGAAAUGAUACCCUUGAGCUGGAAAAUCAGCAGCGACUCAUUAAGACUUUGGAAACCAUCACAAAUCAACUGGAAAGGACCCUCAGUCAGGAGCCCAUGUACUCCUUUCAGCUUUCAUCUGAAAUUCUGGUAGCCGACAGCAAUUCGUUAGAGACAGAGAAGGCUUUCCUUUUCUGCAGACCAGGCUCGGUGCUGAGAGGGCGUAUGUGUGUCAAUUGCCCUUUGGGAACCUUUUAUUCUCUGGAACGUUCUAUCUGUGAAAGCUGCUUGCGUGGAUUCUAUCAGGAUGAAGAAGGGCAACUGGAGUGCAAACCCUGUCCAGCUGGGACAUAUACUGAGUAUCUCCAUUCAAGAAGCAUCUCAGAAUGCAAAGCUCAGUGCAAACAAGGCACCUACUCAUCAAAUGGGCUUGAGAUUUGUGAAUCGUGUCCGCUGGGCAGUUAUCAGCCAGCAUUUGGUUCCCGGAGUUGCGUCUCGUGUCCAGAAAAUACUUCCACUGUGAAAAGAGGAGCCGUGAAUAUUUCUGCUUGUGGAGUACCUUGUCCAGUAGGAGAAUUCUCUCGUUCUGGACUAAUGCCCUGUUAUCCAUGUCCUCAAGACUACUACCAACCCAAUUCAGGAAAGUCCUUCUGCUUAUCUUGUCCCUUUCAUGGAACUACAGCCACCAGUGGUACCAGAUCCAUCACAGAUUGCUCCACUUUUAGCUCAACAUUCUCAGCAGCAGAGGAAAGUAUAGUACCCCGUGCUUCUCCUGGACAUAUUAAAAAGAAGUAUGAAGUCAGCAGUCAGGUUUUCCAUGAAUGCUUCUUAAACCCCUGCCACAAUGGUGGAACCUGCCAACAGCUUGGGCGUGGUUAUGUUUGUCUCUGUCCAUCUGGAUAUACAGGCUUAAAGUGUGAAACAGACAUUGAUGAAUGCAGCUCACUGCCAUGCCUCAACAGUGGAAUUUGUAAAGACCUAAUUGGGGAAUUCAUUUGUGAAUGCCCGCCUGGUUACGCAGGGAAACUAUGUGAAGAAAAUAUAAACGAGUGUUACUCUAGUCCUUGUUUAAAUAAAGGAACCUGCGUUGAUGGUCUGGCUAGCUAUCGCUGCACCUGUAUGAAAGGAUACACAGGCCUGCACUGUGAAACAGAAGUCAAUGAAUGCCAGUCAAGCCCAUGCUUAAAUAAUGCAGUCUGUGAAGAUCAAGUUGGGGGAUUCUUGUGCAAAUGCCCUCCUGGAUUUUUGGGUACCCGAUGUGAAAAAAACGUGGAUGAGUGUCUCAGUCAACCAUGCAGAAAUGGAGCUACCUGUAAAGAUGGUGCCAAUAGCUUCAGGUGCCAAUGUGCAGCAGGCUUCACGGGGCCACACUGUGAAUUAGAUAUCAAUGAAUGUCAGUCUAACCCAUGUAGAAAUCAGGCCACCUGCGUGGAUGAAUUAAACUCAUACAGUUGUAAAUGUCAGCCGGGAUUUUCAGGCAGCAGGUGUGAAACAGACCAGUCUUCAGGUUUUAACCUGGAUUUUGAAGUUUCGGGUAUCUAUGGUUACGUCAUGCUAGAUGGUGUGCUUCCAUCUCUCUGGGCUGUAAGCUGCACAUUCUGGAUGAAAUCCAAUGACACCAAUAAUUAUGGAACACCAAUCUCCUAUGCACUUGAGAAUGGCAGUGACAAUACCUUCCUCCUGACCGAUUAUAAUGGUUGGGUUCUUUAUGUGAAUGGCAAGGAAAAGAUAACAGACUGUCCCUCCGUGAAUGAUGACCGUUGGCAUCACAUUGCAAUCACUUGGAGGAGUUCUGAUGGAGCCUGGAAGGUCUAUAUUGAUGGGAAACUAUCUGACGGUGGUGUGGGCCUCUCUGUUGGUUCACCCAUACCUGGUGGUGGUGCCUUAGUUGUUGGGCAAGAACAAGACCAAAAAGGAGAGGGAUUCAACCCAGCUGAGUCUUUUGUGGGUUCCAUAAGCCAGCUGAACCUCUGGGACUAUGUCCUGUCUCCACAGCAGGUGAAAUCACUGGCUACCUCAUGCCCAGAGGAACUCAAAAAAGGAAAUGUGUUAGCCUGGCCUGAUUUCCUGUCUGGAAUUGUGGGAAAAGUGAAGAUCAAUUACAAGAGCAUAUUCUGUUCUGAUUGCCCACCUUUAGAAGGAUCGGUACCUCAUCUGCGAACUGCGUCGGCCGACUUAAAGCCAGGCUCCAAAAUCAGUGUGUCCUGUGAUCCAGGCUUCCAGAUGGUUGGGAACCCCGUGCAGUACUGUCUGAAUCAAGGACAAUGGACACAACCACUCCCCCACUGCGAACGCAUUAGCUGUGGGGUGCCACCCCCUCUGGAGAAUGGCUUUUAUUCAGCUGAGGACUUCCAUGCUGGCAGCACGGUGACCUAUCAGUGCAACAAUGGCUACUACCUGUUGGGCGAUUCAAGGAUGUUCUGUACAGAUAAUGGGAGCUGGAAUGGCAUCGCACCAUCAUGCCUUGACGUUGAUGAAUGCGCAGUUGGGUCAGAUUGUAGUGAGUAUGCCUCCUGCCUGAAUACAAAUGGAUCCUACAUUUGCUCAUGUAUCCCACCCCACACAGGAGAUGGUAAAAACUGUGCAGAACCCAUAAAAUGUAAGGCUCCAGGAAAUCCAGAAAAUGGCCACUCUUCUGGUGAGGUUUAUACACUGGGCGCCCAAGUCACUUUCUCGUGUGAGGAAGGAUACCAGCUGUUGGGAGUAACCACAAUCACGUGUUUGGAGUCUGGAGAAUGGAGUCAUCUGUUACCAUAUUGCGAAGCUGUUUACUGUGGUGCACCUGCUAUCCCAGAAAAUGGCGGCAUUGAUGGAUCAGCAUUUACCUAUGGCAGUAAAAUAACAUAUAGGUGUAAUAAAGGAUAUACACUGAAUGGUGAUAAAGAAUCAUCCUGUCUUGCUAGCGGUUCUUGGAGUCAUUCUCUUCCUAUGUGUGAACUGGUCAAGUGUUCUAGUCCUGAAAGCAUAAAUAAUGGGAAAUAUAUUUUGAGUGGGCUUACCUACCUUUCUACAGCAUCAUAUUCAUGUGAGAGUGGAUACAGCUUACAGGGCCCUUCUGUCCUUGGAUGCUCGGCCUCAGGCAGCUGGGACAGAGCGCCACCUACCUGCCAUCUUGUGGUCUGUGAGGAGCCACCGGCCAUCAAAGAUGCUGUCAUCAUCGGGAGGAACUUCACUUUUGGGAACACUGUCACUUACACCUGCAAAGAAGGCUAUACCCUUGCUGGUCCUGACACCAUUGAAUGCCUGGCCAAUGGCAAAUGGAAUGGAAGUAACCAGCAGUGUCUGGCUGUCUCCUGUGAUGAGCCCCCCAACGUGGAACACGCCUCUCCGGAGACUGCCCAUCGGUUAUUUGGAGACAUUGCCUUCUACUAUUGCUCAGAUGGUUACAGCCUGGCAGACAAUUCCCAGCUCUUUUGCAAUGCCCAGGGCAAGUGGGUUCCCCCAGAGGGUCAGGCCAUGCCCCGUUGUAUAGCUCAUUUCUGUGAAAAACCCCCAUCUGUUUCCUAUAGCAUUUUAGAAUCUGUGAGCAAAGCAAAAUUUGCAGCAGGGUCAGUCGUGAGCUUUAAAUGCACAGAAGGUUUUGUACUGAACACCUCAGCAAAGAUUGAAUGUUUGAGAGGUGGGCAGUGGAACCCUUCCCCCAUGUCCAUCCAGUGUAUCCCCGUGCGGUGCGGAGAGCCACCAAGCAUCAUGAAUGGCUAUGCAAGUGGAUCAAACUACAGUUUUGGGGCCAUGGUGGCUUACAGCUGCAACAAGGGGUUCUACAUCAAAGGGGAGAAGAAGAGAACCUGCGAAGCCACAGGACAGUGGAGUAGCCCCACACCCACAUGCCACCCUGUGUCUUGCAAUGAACCGCCUAAGGUGGAGAAUGGCUUUCUGGAGCAUACAACUGGCAGGAUCUUUGAGAGUGAAGCGAGAUAUCGGUGUAAUCCAGGCUAUAAGUCAGUUGGAAGUCCUGUAUUUGUCUGUCAAGCCAAUCGCCACUGGCACAGUGAAUCCCCUCUGUCAUGCGUCCCUCUCAACUGUGGAAAACCUCCCCCGAUCCAGAACGGCUACAUGAAAGGAGAAAAUUUUGAAGUAGGGUCCAAGGUUCAGUUUUUCUGUAAUGAGGGUUAUGAGCUUAUCGGUGAUAAUUCUUGGACGUGCCAGAAAUCUGGCAAAUGGAAUAAGAAGCCAAACCAGAAAUGUGUGCCUGCCAAGUGCCCAGAGCCUCCCCUUUUGGAAAACCAGCUCGUCCUGAAGGAGUUAGCUACUGAAGUAGGAGUGGUGACAUUUUCUUGUAAAGAAGGACAUGCCCUUCAGGGGCCCUCUGUCCUGAAAUGCUUGCCAUCACAGCAAUGGAAUGAUUCUUUUCCUCUUUGUAAGAUGGUUCUUUGCCUCCCACCUCCCCUCAUUUCCUUUGGUGUCCCCGCUCCUUCUUCAGCUCUUCAUUUUGGAAGUACUGUCAAGUAUUCUUGCGUGGAUGGAUUUUUCCUGAGAGGGGAUCCUACCACCUCCUGCCAAGCUGAUGGGACAUGGAGUUUUCCACUGCCAGAAUGUGUCCCCGUGGAAUGUCCCCACCCUGAGGAAAUUCUCAAUGGCAUCAUCGAUGUACAAGGUCUUGCCUAUCUCAGCACAGCUCUCUAUACCUGCAAGCCCGGCUUUGAGCUGGUGGGAAAUACUACCAUCCUUUGUGGAGAAAAUGGUCACUGGCUUGGAGGAAAACCCACCUGUAAACCCAUUGAGUGCCCAAUGCCCAAGGAGAUUUCAAAUGGCAAAUUCUCUUACACGAACCUACACUAUGGGCAAACCAUUACAUACUCCUGUGACCGAGGCUUCAGGCUGGAAGGUCCCAAAGCCUUGACUUGUUUAGAGACAGGCGAUUGGGAUAUGGAUGUUCCAUCAUGCAGUGCCAUCCACUGUAAUCCCCCACAACCCAUUGAAAAUGGUUUUGUAGAAGGCGCAGAUUACAGCUACGGGGCCAUGAUCAUCUACAGCUGCUUACCUGGGUUCCAGGUAGCUGGUCAUGCCAUGCAGACCUGUGAAGAGUCAGGAUGGUCAAGCUUCAUACCAACAUGUGUACCCAUAGACUGUGGUCUCCCGCCUCAUAUUGAUUUUGGAGAAUGUACUAAGGUGAAAGAUGGUCAGGGAUAUUUUGGAGAAGAAGAAGAUAUGAUGGAAGUUCCAUAUCUGACUCCUCGCCCUCCUCACCAUCUGACAGCAGGGGCUAAAACCGGGGAAGGCACAAAAGGAUCUCCUACUGCACAUUCAGCAAACUUUCUAUAUGGCACCAUUGUUUCAUACACCUGUAAUCCAGGAUAUGAGCUUUUAGGGAGCCCUGUGCUGUUGUGCCAGGAAGAUGGCACUUGGAAUGGCAGUGCCCCAUCCUGCAUUUCAAUUGAGUGCGACUUGCCCAUUGCUCCUGAAAAUGGCUUUUUGCAUUUUACAGAGACGACCAUGGGCAAUGCUGUACAGUAUAGCUGCAAACUUGGACACGUUCUGCUGGGCUCCGACAUAAGAUUUUGUCUACAGAACAAAGAAUGGAGUGGUGUUUCUCCAAGGUGUGAGGCCAUUUCGUGCAAAGCGCCAAAUCCACUUAUGAAUGGCUCCAUCAAAGGAAGCAACUACACAUACCUGAGUGUGUUGUACUAUGAGUGUAAUCCUGGGUAUGUGUUGAAUGGCCCCAAGAGGAGAACGUGCCAACAAAAUAAAAAUUGGGAUGAGAAUGAGCCAAUUUGUGUUCCUGUGGACUGUGGGUCACCUCCAGUCUCAGCCAAUGGCCAGGUGAAAGGAAAUGAAUAUACAUUCCAAAAAGAGGUUGAGUACACCUGCAAUGUCGGGUUCUUACUUGAGGGAGCCAGGAGUCGCGUCUGUCUUGCCGACGGAAGUUGGAAUGGAACCACUCCCAUCUGUGUGCCCAUCAGAUGUGCCACCCCACCGCAGGUGGCGAAUGGAGUGAUGGAUGGCCUGGACUAUGGCUUUGGAAAGGAAGUGGUGUUCCACUGUCAGGAUGGCUACAUGUUGCAUGGUGAUCCAAAACUCACCUGUCAGUCCGAUGGCAACUGGGAUGCAGAGUUUCCUUUCUGUAAACCAGUCAACUGCGGCCCUCCUAAAGAACGUCCCCAUGGCUUUUCUAAUGGCUUCUCCUUUUAUCACGGGGGGCAUAUACAAUAUCAGUGCUUUCCUGGCUAUAAGCUCCAUGGAAGUCCUUCAAGAAGGUGUCUUUCCAAUGGUUCCUGGAGUGGCAGCCCGCCUUCCUGCCUGCUUUGCAGGUGUGCCACGCCAGUGAUUCAAAAUGGAGCUGCCAAUGGGACAGAUUUUGGCUGCGGGAAGGCAGCCCAGAUUCAGUGCUUCAAAGGCUUCAAGCUCCACGGAGCUUCUGAGAUCACCUGUGAAGCCAAUGGCCAAUGGAGCUCUGGCUUCCCAUACUGUGAACACGCUUCUUGUGGUUCCCCCCCAACGAUACCAAAUGCAUUCAUCAGUGCGAGCGGCUCUUGGGAGGAAAAUGUGAUAACUUACAAAUGCAGAUCUGGGUUUGUCCUACAAGGCAGUUCAGAUCUGGUUUGUACAGAGAAAGGGACGUGGAGCCAGCCUUAUCCAGUCUGUGAGCCCUUGUCCUGUGGACCCCCACCAUCUGUCGCCAAUGCAGUGGCCAAUGGAGAGGCACACACUUUUGAAAGUAAAGUGAAACUCAGGUGUCUGGAAGGUUAUGUGAUGGAUACAGAUAUAGAUACAUUCACCUGCCAGAAAGAUGGUCACUGGUUUCCCGAGAGAAUCUUCUGCAGCCCUAAAAAAUGUCCUCUUCCAGCAAAUAUAACACAUAUACGUGUUCAUGGGGAUGAUUUCAGUGUGAAUAAGCAAGUUUCUGUGUCAUGUGCAGAAGGGUAUAUCUAUGAGGGAGUUAACAUAUCAACGUGUCAGCUUGAUGGCACCUGGGAGCCACCAUUUUCUGAUGAGUCCUGCAGUCCAGUUUCUUGUGGAAAACCUGAAAGUCCAGAACAUGGGUUUGUGUUUGGCAGUAAAUACAGUUUUGAAAGCACAAUUAUUUAUCAGUGUGAACCUGGCUAUGAAUUAGAGGGGAACAAGGAACGUGUUUGUCAGAAGAACAGAAUGUGGAGUGGAGAGGUAGCAAGCUGCAAAAAGACCAGGUGUGAAGCUCCACUUGGGUUUCUGAACGGAGAAGCCAAGGUUGCAAACACUACUGCUGGACCGAUGGUGGUGUAUUCCUGCAAUAGAGGGUACAGCCUCGAAGGGGCCCCUGAGGCAUACUGCACUGAACACGGGGCUUGGAGCUACCCACUUCCUCUCUGCAAACCAAAUCCAUGUCCUGUUCCUUUUGUGAUUCCCGAGAAUGCUCUGCUUUCUGAAAAGGAGUUUUAUGUUGAUCAGAACGUGUCCAUCAAGUGUAGGGAAGGCUUCCUGCUUCAAGGCCAAGGCAUCAUUACCUGUAACCCGGACGAGACGUGGACGCUGACAAGUGCCAAAUGUGAAAAAAUAUCCUGUGGUCCACCAACUCAUGUAGAAAACGCGAUUGCUCGAGGCAUACAUUAUCAGUAUGGGGACAUGAUCACCUACUCGUGUUACAGUGGAUACAUGUUGGAGGGUUCCCUGAGGAGUGUUUGCCUAGAGAACGGAACCUGGACAUCACCUCCUGUUUGCAGAGCUGUCUGUCGAUUCCCAUGUCAGAAUGGAGGUAUCUGCCAACGCCCCAAUGCUUGUUCCUGUCCAGAUGGCUGGAUGGGGCGCCUCUGUGAAGAACCAAUAUGCAUUCUCCCCUGUUUGAAUGGUGGUCGCUGUGUGGCCCCUUAUCAGUGUGACUGCCCACCUGGCUGGACAGGGUCCCGCUGUCAUACAGCUGUUUGCCAGUCUCCCUGCUUAAAUGGUGGAAAAUGCAUAAGACCAAAUCGAUGUCACUGUCUCUCGGCUUGGACAGGCCAUGACUGCUCCAGGAAAAGGAGGCCUGGGUUUUAACCACUGCACAACCAACCAGCUCUCCUAAAAGCAGGAUCAUCUCUUCCUGGUAGUCCUGGGCAUCCUGGAACUUAUGCAAAGAAAUUCCAACACGGUGCUGGGUCUUGUUUUGUUUCGUAAACUUGUUAUUUGGGGAUUACCUUUGUAUUUUGUGUUCCAUUUUGUUAUUCCUUGUGACAUACUUUCUUACAUGUUUCCAUUUUUAAAUAUGCUUGUAUUUUCUAUAUAAAAGUAUAUUAAAUAGAUGCUGCUCCACUCACAAAAUGUAUAUACUCUGCUGUCUACUGGGGAAGUUCCUGCUAUACAUUUUUAUUCGGUUUACUUAAAAUGAUUUUUCAAUUAAAAUCUAUUUUGCUAUUAAAUAA
Mirounga angustirostris (Northern elephant seal) is the source of this 11511-nucleotide messenger RNA. It is a transcript of the gene SVEP1, whose product is annotated as sushi, von Willebrand factor type A, EGF and pentraxin domain containing 1. The transcript is spliced from 48 exons. Bases 416 to 11146 code for a protein of 3576 amino acids. Gene Ontology annotation, molecular function: calcium ion binding. The record is from RefSeq and is a predicted model, not a curated record. NCBI's taxonomy places the organism in Eukaryota, Metazoa, Chordata, Mammalia, Carnivora, Phocidae.